AUGCAGCCCCGGCUCGUUUUGAGCGGCGAAACGAAGCUGGCAGCACGACCUGGGGAGAGCAAUUUGAGAGAGCGUGGAGCGAAUGUGGGCUUCGGGUGUCUCCGGGUCCGCAAUCGCCCGAACGAGCUACAACUCCUUGGUCUGGUCUUCAGUGCUUCCCGCUGCAUCUCACACACCACCACUCUUCUUCGAAUUCGUCUGUUUCGGACUAGCAAUCGCAACGCAUCUCGUCGUCUGGUAAGUGUUCAGCUUGGUCAACGGUCUCUGCGUUUCAUUGUGUUCCAUGGUUUCGGUCGGGUUGUGGAGCUGCCGUCGCUAGUAGGCUUCGCAGCAACGUCGCAUCGUUCUCGUCAACGAUGCUGUCUGCCACGUUCUUCGACGCUCGACAUCGACAUCGUGAGCAUAGAGGGGCUGAGUUGA
Pseudozyma hubeiensis SY62 is the source of this 420-nucleotide messenger RNA. RefSeq lists its product as hypothetical. NCBI's taxonomy places the organism in Eukaryota, Fungi, Basidiomycota, Ustilaginomycetes, Ustilaginales, Ustilaginaceae. The record is from RefSeq and is a predicted model, not a curated record. The transcript is spliced from 2 exons. Bases 1 to 420 code for a protein of 139 amino acids.